AUGGUGCAAUAUACAUGGUUUGCUGAUCAUUUCAGAGGGAUGACGCCGACAACCCACGAUGAGACCAAGUACUAUGCCUGGGGUUUCCUCAUGUUUCUGUUUGGUACUACUAUGUUCGCUGAUUGGGUGAACACCGUAGGGCUCUACCUUAUGAGCGCUCUGGUGGACCUGUCUCGCGUCCAAUUCUACGACUGGGGCGGCGCAGCUAUGGGUGUACGCCUAUUUUUCGAGGCUUGCCCCAGAGCCAGAGGUAGAGAUACCACCCAUGGUGCCAUCACCUGGAAGCCGUGGGCAGUGAUGCCUACCGGGGUUAGAGAUCAGUUUGCCAGCGCUCGGGAGGCUUCCCAAUUUCAGAUCUUGCUCGAGGGCCGGAUGCCAGUUCCACCGGAUGCCCCAGUGGGAGCCGUAGCAGGGCCUUCAGUGCCUCUCCCGACAGCAAGGAAAGAGAGACGAGGGACUCCAACGCACAGCCGAGAUGGAGUUAGACGUAUUCAUGAUGAGAGCGGUCCACCAGAGCCUAUCCCGGAUGAUGAUGAGAUAGAUGAGGACGAAGAGCUAGCGAGCCCGCAGUCAGAGUCAUCUGAGGGUGGAGGCAAUGGUACUGGCUCGGAUUCUGAGGACUGUGGCGAUGCUGAAGAUGGCUCCGAGGAGGGGAGCGGAGAUGCUGAAGAAGGCUCUGGCUCAGAUUCAGAUAGUGGCGCCGAUGGCGAUAGCUCUGAGAUAUCAGGACAAGGUCGUGGUGGGAGGCGUGGUAGGCCUAGGAGGCAGGAGAUGACUAUACUGGGUGCAAUUCUGGCGCAGAAGGAAGGAGUGGGUCAGGCCAAUGUGGUUGAACCGUGUAAUUGUUUUAACUACUCUUGGAAGAAUAAACUAGAGAAAUACCAAAAUGUUAAGGCCUUCCUAAAGAAUUAUGGAUCUCUUGCUCCAAAAAGGUACACUUAUUCCGACAUCAAGAAAAUGACAAACUCCUUUAGAGUUAAACUAGGUCAAGGAGGCUAUGGUUGUGUUUUCAAAGGAAAGCGAGAAAAUGGUUGCCUUGUGGAAGUGAAGGUUUUUAAAGGAUUGAAAGACAACGGAGAAGAGUUCAUUAAUGAGGUUGUAGCCAUUGCUAGGGCUUCUUAUGUUAAUAUUGUAAAUCUUGUGGGGUUUUGUUUUGACGGUCACAAUAAAGCUCUUGUAUAUGAGUUCAUGCCUAAUGGAUCCCUUGAGAAAUUCAUAUACGAUAGGAAUUCCUUGACAUAUCGCCAAUUGGGAUGGGAAGCAUUGUACAAAAUUGUAGUUGGUAUUGCUCGAGGAUUAGAUUAUUUACACCAUGGUUGCAAAAUGGGGCUUUUGUAUUUUGACAUAAAGCCUCACAAUAUUCUUUUAGAUGAGGACUUUUGCCCAAAGAUCUCAGAUUUUGGCCUUGCUAAACUAUGUCCACAGAAAGAGAGUAUCGUAUCACUAUUGGGUGCUAGAGGGAUUACUAGUUAUAUUGCCCCAGAAGUAUUUUGUAGAAACUUUGGGGGAAUUUCACACAAGUCAGAUGUCUACAGUUAUGGAAUGAUCAUUCUAGAAAUGGUCGAAGGAAGAAAGAAUAUUGAUGUCAAAGUUGAUCACACAAGUGCGAUAUAUUUUCCACAUUGGAUAAACAAGCGACUUGAGCUGGAUAAAGAACUUGGAGUGCAUGGCAUUAUGAAUUAUGAGGCAAAUGAAAGUGCAGGGAAGAUGAUUAUAGUUGGCUUGUGGUGCAUACAAAUGGAUCCCUCACACUGGCCAUCAAUGAAUAGGGUGGUAGAGAUACUAGAAGGAAGCCUGGAGUCCAUGCAAAUCCCGCCUAAGCCUUACUUGUCUUCUCCCCCAAGAUCACCACCAGAUUCUUCAACUAUAUUCGUGUCAUAA
Messenger RNA from Camellia sinensis, 1881 nucleotides. The record is from RefSeq and is a predicted model, not a curated record. NCBI's taxonomy places the organism in Eukaryota, Viridiplantae, Streptophyta, Magnoliopsida, Ericales, Theaceae.